AUGGCUGUCGUCGCAGGAUGGCUCCUCCACUGCGAGCUUCACAAGGGUAGUGAUGCCGCCAUGACGCACAUCGCCUUUCGGCGGGACGUCACCAUGUCCUUGCUGCAGCUCAAGCAGAAACUCACUGUAAGACCUGGACCCCGGGUUCAUCCGAGACAUGAGGACAGAAAAACUGAUGGCCACUACAUCAUCUCAACGACUCGGGGAAGGUGCGCGGAAUGCAAGAAGAAUACAACGAAUCAGUGCCAGCAGUGCAAAAAGCGGCUGCACAAGAAAGGCUUUGCCGCUUACCACGGUUUGUGA
Molecule: messenger RNA, 303 nt
Organism: Rhipicephalus microplus (southern cattle tick)
Lineage: Eukaryota; Metazoa; Arthropoda; Arachnida; Ixodida; Ixodidae
Product: piggyBac transposable element-derived protein 2-like
Source: RefSeq, a predicted model, not a curated record